This is a messenger RNA of Sorghum bicolor (sorghum), 3023 nucleotides long. RefSeq lists its product as uncharacterized. Gene Ontology annotation, cellular component: plasmodesma; plasma membrane. The record is from RefSeq and is a predicted model, not a curated record. Gene Ontology annotation, molecular function: ATP binding; transmembrane receptor protein tyrosine kinase activity. Bases 52 to 2886 code for a protein of 944 amino acids. Lineage: Eukaryota; Viridiplantae; Streptophyta; Magnoliopsida; Poales; Poaceae. Gene Ontology annotation, biological process: protein autophosphorylation. The transcript has a single exon.
UAUCUAUGAACUUUACUGCUUCCACAGGAGGAAUCCUCCAGAAGCAAAGUGAUGGAACUUAUCCAAGAAGCUGAUAGAUCUAAAUGGAUGGUGCACAGUAAUCAUAGCAUAAGAUGUUUUACACAAGGUGACAUAGAAAGAAUGAGCAACAACUAUAGAACUAGUCUCGGAAGAGGUGCCUUCGGAGAAGUAUAUGAAGGUGUUCUUGAGGAUGGAAGCAUGGUUGCAGUGAAAAGGUUGAUAGGCAGUGUGAAAGAACAGUUUGCUAAAGAGCUUAUCAUUCAUCGUGAAAUCAACCACAAGAAUGUUGUGAGGCUCAUUGGUUACUGUGUAGAGGAAAAUGUCCUUGUGCUGGUCAUGGAGUAUAUUGCUAAUGGAAAUCUGAAUGAUGUUCUUCACGAUGACAGCCGUCCUAUCCCAUUGGAUAUAAGACUUAGAAUCGCCAUUGAGUGUGCGGAAGCUUUGGCAUACAUGCAUUCUCACAUGUAUACUCAGGUUAUCCACGGUGACAUCAAGCCUGGUAACAUACUCUUAGAUAGCAACUUUCAUGCAAAAUUGUCAGACUUUGGAAUAUCAAGAGUGGUCAACACAGACAAAACAUUGUACACAAAUAAUGUAAUUGGGAGCAUAGGUUACAUGGACCCUUUGUUUUCUUUGGAUGGUCGUCUUACUGUUAAGUAUGAUGUUUAUAGCUUUGGAGCUGUCCUUGUUGAACUGAUCACUAGGAAAAAGGCAGUAGUUGAGAACGUCAACAAUGUUUACGCAUUUAGUAAUGCUCUUACAAGGGGGGUCAGAGGUGUGAGAGAGAUGUUAGAUGUUGACAUUGCAAGAAAGAAUAACAUGAAGGUUCUUGAAGGAGUCGCAAAGCUAGCAGGUGAAUGCCUAAGGAUGGACAGGGACAAACGUCCUGGGAUGAUUGUUGUGGCGGAACGUCUUCGGGUGCUACAGAAAUCUUCAUAUCAGGAUCAGGGACGGCAGCGAGUAGAUCUGUUCUCUUGGGCAUGGAAGAGCAUUCCAGCACCUGCAGCUUUAGUGAACAUCCAGGCUAAUAUUCUGCCGUCAGACAUGUGCCGCCAGUUCUCUUUUGCAGAGAUGAAGUCUGCAACAAACAAUUUUGAUAAUUCACUCCUUGUUGGCAAGGGUGGAUCUGGUAGAGUUUACUGUGGCCAGAUUAAUGGACGAAAAACCAAUGUGGCUAUCAAGUGUAUGUACACCGACACCGUAGUUAAUGAAUUUUAUACUGAGAUUGAGAUGAUGUCAAAGCACCGACACCGUAAUCUAGUGCCACUGAUUGGUUACUGCAUUGAAGAGGAUGCGAUGAUACUGGUCUACGACUACAUGGCUAGCGGAAGUCUGCAUGGCCACCUCCAUGGGGAGCAGAAGCUGCCACUUUCCUGGAAGCAGCGCAUAGAGAUCUGCAUUGGUGCAGGUCAUGGUCUGCGCUACCUUCACGAACAACAGAUCAUUUAUCUUAACCUGAAGAUGAAAAAUAUCCUGCUGGAUGAGGAAUGGGUUGCCAAGAUUACCGAUCUUUCUCUUUCCCGGACUGGGACAUCAGUCAAGACACGUGUAGCUGGAACUCAUGGCUACAUCGAUCCUGAGUACCUUAUAACCGGUAGGCCUACUGAGAAAUCAGACGUCUAUUCAUUUGGGGUUGUGUUAUUGGAGACCCUCUCUGCUCAGCGUCCUUAUUAUUCAAUUCGUCAAGAUGAACAAGGGCAUAGCUUGUCAAGUUGGACAUUGCGAUGCAAGGAGGAGGGGAAUCUUGAUCAGAUUGUUGACCCUUGCCUGAUGGGAAUAAUUAAUCUGUGGUCUCUUAACAAGUUCGUCGAAAUUGCUCUCAAAUGUGUUGCUCUUAAAGGCAUUGAUCGUCCGUCGAUGGGAGAUGUGAUUUCAGACCUGGAGCACGCCCUUCAGUGGCAGGAGAGUGCAGAUGCAAGCGAAUCCUCAAUUUUGCCAUCACGUCUGUGCCGCCAGUUCUGGUUUGCAGAAAUGGAGGCCGUGACAAACUACUUUGAUAAGUCACUCCUUAUUGAUAGUGGUUCAUUUGAUCGAGUUUACCAUAGCCAGAUUGAUGGGGUGGCAAUAACCUUGGUGGAUGUUACACAUGUGUACAGUGUAUGUGCCUUCCAUGGCCUGAUAGAGAUUACAUCGAAGCUUGUCCAUGAUCAUCUUGUGCCACUGAUUGGUUAUUGCGAUGAGCAGGAGAUGAUGCUCCUGGUCUAUGAGUACGUGGCUGGUGGAAAUCUAAGUGAGCACCUUUAUGGGACCAGGAAACCACCCCUUAACUGGAUUCAGCGCAUGGAGAUCUGCGUUGGUGUUGCUCGUGGCCUGUGCUACCUUCACGGAUGGCAGCUCACCCACGGGGCAGUGAGGACAUCAAACAUCCUACUGGAUGAGGAAUGUCUUGCUAAGAUUACCAAUCUAGCACUGCCGCCCAAUCUUUUGGAUAACCAGGCAUCCAAAGUCCAUGAAACUGAUGGUUACAUCGAUCCAGAAUACUUGCACACCGGUGUGCAUACUGAGAAAUCAGAUGUCUAUUGUUUUGGCCUUGUGCUACUCGAAGUCCUCUUUGGUCGCCCUGUUAUCAAGCACCAACGUCUUGAGGAACAAAUUGCGUGGUUGUUAAUCCGAGGAGUUCAACAGCAGACAUUGGACUACCUUGAUCAGAAUGUUGACCCAUUCCUAAGGGGAAAAAUUAAUCCACAGUUUCUGAAGAAAUUUUUCCGUACUGCCGCUAAGUGCCUUGCUGAGAAAGGCAUUCACCGCCCAUCGAUGCGAGAUGUAAUGUCAGACCUGCAGUAUGCCCAUUUCUCCCUUAAGUUGGGUUGGAUCACAGAUGAUAGCGGUUGCAUGUCAGACGAUGCCAUGGAUGAGGGGAGGUGAUUGUGGAUUCUGAACUCUGAUGACCAGGCAUAGCAUGAUUCCACGAGUUUGUUCUGUUAUUACUCUCCCUUGUUUGCGAUAUAGUAGUAGAUUUAGUUGUCCUGUAUCCUGUCUUGCUUAUUGUCUCCAACUCUGUU